Messenger RNA from Salarias fasciatus (jewelled blenny), 4127 nucleotides. It is a transcript of the gene ctbp2a, whose product is annotated as C-terminal binding protein 2a. Bases 418 to 4065 code for a protein of 1215 amino acids. Lineage: Eukaryota; Metazoa; Chordata; Actinopteri; Blenniiformes; Blenniidae. Gene Ontology annotation, biological process: regulation of transcription by RNA polymerase II. Gene Ontology annotation, molecular function: transcription corepressor activity; oxidoreductase activity, acting on the CH-OH group of donors, NAD or NADP as acceptor; transcription coregulator binding. The transcript has 9 exons. Gene Ontology annotation, cellular component: nucleus. The record is from RefSeq and is a predicted model, not a curated record.
UAUCUCAACUGUGCACCGUGUCACAGUGUCUUCCGUGGAAUAACUGUGCUACCUCAGCAGUGUUUGUGUGGUCUGGUGUGAUGUGGAUGUGUUUGUGUGUGGUGUCCUCUUUCUUCGCGCACAACAAGCCAGAGUGACCAGAGAUUAAUUAUUCAAAGACCGACAGCCAAAAAGGGAGUCACCCGAUAGCCUGGACUUACAAUAUUACAACCUGAUAUCAGGUGAAACGAAGACCUUGUUGCUUCACCUUCUGUUCUGCUGCCUUCUCGCCUUCCUCUCUUGGUUUCAUUUUUGAUUCUCCUGCGCAAGAAGACUUGAAAGACAACAACCCUCCAACAGCCAGUUUGUCUCCUUUGUACAGUCUCUUCAUCUGGUAACACUUUUUCUGAUUUUUUCCUCUUUUGUUUUUUGUUGCCAAUGCUUGUCACUAACAAGCAGUUGAGUCUUGGACGCUCCCACAGUUGGGACACGUUAGGGGGUAAUGAGGGUCAGUGGGAGAGGGCUGACGGUGUAUACGAGCAGCAGGCAAGAGUAGCGGGCCGCCGGAGCUCUCUUUCAUACGGAGAAGGAGGAGGGUGGUACGAGCCUCCACCAGGGGUGCGUCCCCCUGACCUGGAUUUGAAACGCGACCCGUAUUCCUACCAAGACUCCGUCUACGGACAGGUCUACGCUGAGCGGCUCGACCCAAGAGGGCUAAGGAAAGGCUCUGUUCCAGAUUUAAACCACUACGAACGAACAUCCAUGGCUCACCGAGGAUCCAUUCCGCAUCAGGAUUACUAUUCCCAUGACCCCGCCAUGACUCCACGUCCACCUGAGGGCUUUUACCGGGCAGAGCACCAGCCUCCACCGCCUCACCCUCAUCCGCUCAGUAGGUCAAGCUCUCAUUUUGGGAUGGCACCUGGGGCUCGCGCUGCAUGGGAUCAAGGUCAGGCAGGGAGAGCGGGGCCUCCAGCCCCUCCAUCACCUCUUCCUCCUCCUCCUCCUCCUCCCACCGCUCACGAGAUGAGUCGGGCUUACAGGGAACCUGGUGCUGUUGCCAAGAUGAUGCAAGAUGGCCAACAGCGUGUUCCCUCCCGAGAACCUUCUCCUGCUCACUAUGGUGUGGAACAUUCGUCUCCUAGGUACGGCAGCGAGCCUCCACCUCUGGCUGGCCAGCCAGUUUAUACAGAUGUCAAUGGUCGCCCAUUGGAUACACAGCAGCAGGCAGCUACUUGUCUAGUAGUAGACCCUACCAGUCAAGGCAUGGUUAUGAGGCAAGAAACUGCCUCACCGUACACCAUUCAACAACAACAGCAAUUGCAACAGCAGCAACAAAUACAGCAGCAACAACAGCUGCAACAGCAGCAGCAACUUCAGCAACAACAGAUACAACAGCAACAGCUACAACAGCAACAACUGCAACAGCAGCAACUCCAGCAGCAACAGUUACAGCAACAGCAGCUCCAGCAGCAACAGAUCCAGCAGCAACAACUUCAGCAACAGCAAUUGCAACAGCAACAGCUUCAACAACAGCAGCUUCAGCAACAACAGCUUCAGCAGGAUCAGCUGCAGCAGCAGUUGCAGCAGACACAGCCGUUGCCACCUCCACCAACCAUGCCAGUUGCCGAACCUCACCUCCCUGCUGUGGCACCACUUCCUGCUGCCCCGGCACCAGUGCAAGCUGCAGCAGUUGUUCCAGUUGUACCUGCGCCCGUGCAGGCGGCCCCUACUCCAGCACCGCUUCCCCCAGCUGCUCCACUUCCCGCUCCUCUUCCUGCUCCUCCCCCAUCUGCCCCACCAACACCCUUGCCAGUGGACCCGAAGAAGACAGUUGAUCCUGAGUUUCUUUCUCUGUUGCGAAAUGAGGGGCUUUCAGAGAGCACCAUCUCGUCGCUCAUACAGCAGGGCUUCGACUCCAGCAGCAUGUUGGCUGUCAUGGAGGAGAACGAUGUCCGCACUGUUGCCCCCAACUUGGGCCAAGCUCGUGUACUAUCCCGCCUGGUCCACAACUGCAAGCGUCCCAUUGAGGCUACGCCAGCCCCCUCACAACCUCAGACACCAAUGCGAGGGCGCUCCAAUAGCUUUAGCCAUCGCUCGGACAUCUACCACCACCACCAGCAGCACCACCCACCACUACCUCCCCAGGCAUUAGCUGUGGAUCCGGGGCUAAUACCCCCGCAGACACCUGGGGCCAUGCAAACAAUCUCUCCAAGAAUGGGAGAAGUAAUGGGUAGGAGGCCCAGCAGUGCCCCUUCUCAGCAUCUCUUGGAAGCUUCUGUGGGCUACCCAGGCCAACCACCUCGUUCCCCGCAGCCGUAUGCUGGAGCUCUCAUGCCUGUUCAGUCGAGGCCCAUGUCUGCCUACUCUUCUGGGGCAACAGUGCCAGGGAUGCCUAUGCAGGGUAUGCAGAUGAUGCCUCAGCAGAUGACUGGGUCAAUGCCUGCCAUACCGGGUUCUAUUCACUCAAUGUCCGGUAUGCCACAGCAGAUGCCCGUGUCCAUGCCAGCUUUACAACAGCCGCCACAGCAGGUACCAAAAGCAUACUUGACCAAUUAUACAGUGCCCAUGGAGCUGAUGAAGCGGGACAGAAGCUUAAUGCCACUGUCGCCCAUGCACAGCCCUCACCCUAGUCCUCAACUCAUUCGAAAGGGUGUGGGACCUGCAACAGAAAAUACCCUUGUCCCUCUGGGAGCGCCUGUUCCAGGCCAAAGUGCCCUGGCUGCUAACCAGAAGCUAAGUCGACGUACGGGUCCUCCAGUCAUCGUGUCCACUAUGGCGUCUCCAGACACAAGUAUCCGGCCCCAGAUCAUGAACGGGCCCAUGCACCCGCGCCCCCUGGUGGCGCUGCUGGAUGGGCGCGACUGCACGGUGGAGAUGCCCAUCCUCAAAGACCUGGCCACUGUGGCCUUCUGCGACGCUCAGUCCACACAGGAGAUCCACGAAAAGGUGCUGAACGAGGCGGUGGGGGCCAUGAUGUACCACACCAUCACCCUGACCAGGGAGGACCUGGAGAAGUUCAAGGCGCUGCGCAUCAUCAUCCGCAUCGGCAGCGGCUACGACAACAUCGACAUCAAGGCCGCCGGCGAGCUGGGCAUCGCCGUCUGCAACAUUCCCUCGGCGGCCGUAGAAGAGACAGCAGACUCGACGCUCUGCCACAUCCUCAACCUCUACCGACGAAACACCUGGCUGUACCAGGCUCUCCGGGAGGGCACGCGGGUCCAGAGCGUGGAGCAGAUCCGGGAGGUGGCGUCGGGGGCGGCCAGGAUCCGGGGGGAGACGCUGGGCCUCAUCGGGUUCGGCCGCUCCGGCCAGGCCGUGGCCAUGCGGGCCAAAGCGUUCGGCUUCAACGUGAUCUUCUACGACCCCUACCUCCAGGACGGCCUGGAGCGCUCGCUGGGCGUCCAGCGGGUCUACACGCUCCAGGACCUGCUCUACCAGAGCGACUGCGUCUCCCUGCACUGCAACCUGAACGAACACAACCACCACCUCAUCAACGACUUCACCAUCAAACAGAUGCGUCAAGGGGCUUUCCUGGUCAACUCUGCACGGGGAGGUCUGGUGGAUGAGAAAGCCUUGGCUCAGGCCCUGAAGGAGGGCAGGAUACGCGGCGCCGCUUUGGACGUGCACGAGUCGGAGCCUUUCAGUUUUUCCCAGGGUCCCCUGAAAGACGCUCCCAACCUGAUCUGCACGCCUCACACCGCCUGGUACAGCGAGCAGGCGUCCCUGGAGAUGAGGGAGGCCGCUGCCACAGAGAUCCGCAGAGCCAUCACCGGCCGCAUCCCCGACAGCCUCCGAAACUGCGUCAACAAGGAGUUCUUUGUGACCACGGCGCCCUGGGGGGUGAUGGAGCAGCAGCAGCCUCAAGUCCACCCUGAGAUCAAUGGUGCCGCCUACAGAUUCCCUCCUGGCGUGGUGGGCGUCGCCCCCGGUGGGCUCCCCGGUCCUCUGGAGGGGUUGGUGCCCGGGGGGGUGCCCAUCGCCGCCCACACCCUGCCCCCCGGUACCCAUCCGUCACAGGCCGCCUCACCCAACCACCCCUCCAAACAUGGCGGCGACGCCAUGAGAGAGCACAUGACUGAGCCGUAGGACUGCUGCUGUCUGCCUGAGCGUCGGGAGAGAACAAAAAACAAAAAAAAAACAAAACAAAC